UGUACGAAAACGGAUAAGCUGUGUUGUUUUUGUAGUGAAUUUUAGUGUUUUCCACCGGUGUAAAGAUGUUAAAAACCGUAGACAAAUGUCCGGGGCUUUACUGUGGCCGGACAUUGUUGGAAAAUGCAUCCUACAGUGAGUGCGGUGCUUGUUUGCGUGGCUUCCGCGUCAACGAGCAGUACGUGUGUGCCCCGUGCCAGAACGACCUCAGCGAGCACGAUUGGCUGUACCUGGGAUUUAUGGCCAUCCUCCCGUUGAUAAUCCACUGGUUUUGUAUCGAUCUGAAUGCUUUGCAGAGGAAAUUCACCAAGGGGGAAUUGAUUCUACACGCCAGCGCGUGCUUCGAAGUACUGCUGUCCGCUUUUCUGACCAUCCUUUUUACGGAUCCUAUCUGGGAGCUGCGGAUCAAUUCGUGUGGCGUGCGGAAGCUCUCCGAUUGGUACACACUGUUUCACAAUCCAACACCGAAUUAUGAGACGACAUUAUACUGUACCCAGGAGGCGGUCUAUCCGCUGCAAACGAUGAUCUUCGUGUUCUAUGUGUUUUGCGUUACAUUCAUGAUGAUCAUUCGACCGGUGCUGAAUGUUAAAGCUUUGCCGGUUGAAGGAAAAAUGGCCGUAUACUAUGCGCUGUAUAUUUUCCCGAUACUAUCGCUGCUUCAUGCCGUGGCCGGGGGACUUAUUUACUAUUCCUUUCCUUACCUGAGCAUCGUAAUCUCGGUCGUGUCGAAUGCACUACAUUUCUCGUUCAAACUGGUUCAGACGAUACAAUCACUGCUGGAGAAAUCCGUCACCCAGAUGCGCAAUGUGACCAUUAUCCUGGGCCACUGGCUACUGCUGGCGUAUGGGAUCAUUUCGAUUCCCUAUGAUAUCUCGUAUUUCUCCCUAUUGCUCGUUCCCGUUCCGGCUCUGUUUUACAUCUUCACCGCCAAGUACACCGAUCCGGACAAUUUUAAGUAGAUUUUAGUUUUACAAAUUGAGCUUUAGCAACGUUUUUGCGUUUUUUUUUCGCGGUGAAGUUGUGUGAUCGAAACCAGU
Ochlerotatus camptorhynchus is the source of this 1037-nucleotide messenger RNA. RefSeq names its product JNK1/MAPK8-associated membrane protein. Lineage: Eukaryota; Metazoa; Arthropoda; Insecta; Diptera; Culicidae. Gene Ontology annotation, molecular function: ubiquitin protein ligase binding. Bases 66 to 959 code for a protein of 297 amino acids. Gene Ontology annotation, cellular component: membrane. The transcript has 3 exons. Gene Ontology annotation, biological process: response to unfolded protein. The record is from RefSeq and is a predicted model, not a curated record.